Drosophila novamexicana is the source of this 629-nucleotide messenger RNA. RefSeq lists its product as uncharacterized. The record is from RefSeq and is a predicted model, not a curated record. NCBI's taxonomy places the organism in Eukaryota, Metazoa, Arthropoda, Insecta, Diptera, Drosophilidae. Bases 111 to 617 code for a protein of 168 amino acids. The transcript has 4 exons.
AGCACCCCAAUUGUUGAUUUCGUUGCCAUGGAAAAUGCUCGAAUGACAGAAGCAUAUUUAAAUAAAUUCGAAGUACACAUUUGUUAACCAACAGGAAGACGAUUAUUAAAAUGGAUCCCACCAAACUAGUUGGAAGAGUCAAGGAAGUGGUCCGUAUUGAGCACAAAUCGCGCAGAAAUUAUCCACAUAUUUGGAAUGGAAUUGCUGCGAGUGAGACCAACAAAUUCUAUCAUCCAGACGAACUGGAAAAACAGCUGGAGGAAAAACUUAAGAUACUAGAAGAGCCCGAGAGUCAGCGCAAAUCGCGGUUCAUUUCGCCUGAAAUGCAAAAGAAUCUUUUGGAAAACUGCCGCUGUGGGCGACCUAGGCGUGGCAUGCAUAUGGGCAAGUGUCUACAACGAGCCCUUAAUACGAGCUCGAGUGACCAAAAUAUGCCGGCCGAAGAAUCAGAAUCCAAACAACCAACUAUUAUGCCCCAAACCUCAAACUCUCUCAUUGGCUUCAAGACUGCACCCUACCAGAAACUAGAACAAUCUAUGCGGUAUUUAUCGCCCACGAGCUCUAUGCCGGGACCUCGUAUAACUUCCGCACCAUACAACGUCAUUUUUAUAGGCUAACAAAUGUUGUUG